This is a messenger RNA of Monomorium pharaonis (pharaoh ant), 3125 nucleotides long. RefSeq names its product protein SET (gene Set). Gene Ontology annotation, biological process: nucleosome assembly. Gene Ontology annotation, cellular component: chromatin; nucleus. The transcript has 5 exons. Bases 7 to 1137 code for a protein of 376 amino acids. Gene Ontology annotation, molecular function: chromatin binding; histone binding. NCBI's taxonomy places the organism in Eukaryota, Metazoa, Arthropoda, Insecta, Hymenoptera, Formicidae. The record is from RefSeq and is a predicted model, not a curated record.
UUGUUCAUGCGAUACGGACUUAACGCAGGAAUGAGUGACGUGAUCGGCUAUCUAGAGUAUUUUCUUCAAGCCACGACCGUGUGGUCGUUGCGUUGCGCGCCGCGCAUUGGGUAUCGGCGUGACGAGAGCGAACGCGUACGAGAAAUAAACAGAGCGAGUGCGGCGUGUAGUAGCAGUGGCGAAAGCGCACGUUUAACAACCAUGUCGUCGUCGAACAAGAAGGCCAAGGAGUUGGAAGAUCCUGGCUCUGGCGAGGGGGACGCCCGUGACUCUCUCUACGACGUCGAGAUACAGAAGACCCUGGAGGAGAUCGACGGCUGUCAGAAUCAAAUCGAUGGUCUGAACGAGAAGGCCAGCGAUGAGAUUCUCGAGGUCGAGAAGAAGUAUAACAAGCUACGCAAGCCCUACUUCCAGAAGCGUAACGACAUCAUCAAGAGGAUACCCAACUUCUGGGUGACUGCUUUUGUAAACAACAAAGAAAUAGCAGAAAUAUUGGAAGAAGAUGAAGAAGACGCAUUGAGAUUCCUAAACAAAUUAGAAGUUGAAGAAUUUGAAGAUAUCAAAUCUGGCUAUAGGAUUAAUUUUUACUUUGAUGAGAAUCCAUAUUUUGAAAACAAUGUUUUAACUAAGGAAUUUCAUCUAGGAUCUUCUGGAGAUCCAGCAUCUCAAAGUACAGCCAUCCGUUGGAAAGAUGGUGCGGAUUUAACGAAAAAAACAAAAACCAAAACACCAAUGAAAGGACGCAAAAGGCCACUUAAGCACAGAUCAUUUUUCGAUUGGUUCACGGAUCAUGGAGAUCCAAGCUCAGAUGAGAUAGCUGAAUUAAUUAAAGAUGAUAUGUGGCCUAAUCCAUUGCAGUAUUACUUGGCUCCAGAUAUUGAUGUUGAGAAUGGUAUUGAGGGUGAUGGUGAAGAAUGCGAAAGCGAAGAUGACGAUGAAGAGGAAGAUGGGGCUGAUGAUGGUGACGAAGGUGCAGAAGGGGAGGAAGGAGAUGACAGCAUAGUGGUGGUUGAGGAUGAUGUGGAUGAAGAAGAUGAUGAGGACGAGGCUGUGAAUGAUGAAGAUGAUGGCGUCAAUGAAGAAGAUGAUCUGUUGGAUGAUGAAGGAGAUCGUGAGGAAGGAGAAGAACCUGAAUAAAGUCCGAUUACUGAGAACAUCAUACUCCAAAUAUUGUGAAAAAAAAAACAAGAAAAUGGAUGAAAUUGUGUGCACCGAAUCAAUCAAGAACAGAUAGUCUAGUGGACUGAAAAUAUUAUGCCAUAUGAAUAAAUCUCAGGACACUUUUUUUGAAUAUAUGAAAAUAGAGAAGCCGAAUUCACAAAAUCUAGACUCUUUCGCUUGAGAACUUAUGUAUAAAAAUACAGCAUUUGUUAAGAUAUAUUGAAAGUGGUUUGAAAGGAAAGAGUCUGGAUUGGAAUAGAUAGGUUCUAUCAUCGUACUAAAUCUGUAUUGAGACAUAAUACGAAUUCCUCAGUUGUAUUCAUAUGGCCUAGUCGUUCCCUUAAAAUAAAAUAUGCGACAAAAAAAUGUCCGCUUGGUUUUUAACAAUAAGCGGAUUUUAUCAAUAAGUUAGGAUAAAAUAGAACGAGGCACUAGGUGGGAGUUUUAUUUGCUUUCUCAUGAAAAUUAUUUUUUAGAUAUGACUUCCAGAACGAGGUGUUUUGAAUAGAAUUUUUGAGAGUGACAAUUGUAUUUUUUCUCGCACAUGAAGUACAUGGAUUUUUUUACACAACCAUUGUCUUGUUACUUUCGAAUAAAACACGUAGAACAAAGAUUUUAUCCUUUGCUAUGAUCCGAUCAAUUUUACAAUCACAUACACAUAUCGUUAUUAUCUGGAAACAAAGUGAUAAAAACAAUUUAUUCUUAAUCAUUAUUAACUUGUUUUAAUUUAUUGCACUGUAGACUGAAUUUUUAUCUGACUUUGUAUAAUUUUAUAAUAUAACAAGUAAUAUCUGUAAUGUCUUUUUUUAAGUUUUGCAUAUAAAUAAAAAUUUACAUUAUUUGUACAUGGUAUAUGACGUAGUGUAUGGUUUUGGCUAUAUAUAUUACAAUAUUACCUCAAAUAAAAAUACAUAGAUAUUGUAUAUUCAUAUAUUAUUAUAAAACUUUUACUAUUGUGUAACACAACUAGUUUUAUUAGUUUGGUAUUUUAGUAACAAUUUUACGAAUUAAUUACCACAUUCUAGCGAUGUAAACAUAUUGCUGCGCUCAAGAAAUUCUGUACAAUUUUCGAUAAAAAAUUGCAACAUAAAAUUGUGUACUUUGUUACUCACGGACAAAUGAAAAUACGUUUAGAGAAUGUCUUCUUCGAAAUCCAACUUGAUUGACAAUUAUUUUCUAUUGAGCUAUUAUUUGGAUUUAAAGAAUUAAAUUUUAACGACAUCCGUUAUAAACUUGUCACACUCAAAAAGAUAUCUUCAUCUUGUCACACCUCGUUCACGUUCUUCCACACUUCGUGUCACGAUUUACUCGUAUAAAGUAAGUGUUUCGUGAACAUUUCUAAUAUUUGAUACAUUACGUACGUUAAUCUAUGAUGAUUUCACUUUACGAGAUUAUCGUAUUAUAUGGCAAAGGUGAAAUCAAUAUACAAAAUCGCAUAGAUAGACUUUACAUCUUCUAUAAUUGACAUUAAUUAAUAGAGGAAAAAUAAGACACAUAUUAUCAGUUACACAUUCGUAUCAGGGCAUGUAUUAUGGAAUUAUUUGAAAUUGAUUCGGAUCGAAAUUAUUCAAUUCCCUAGAUUUCUGUUGCGUUUUCUGGAGAAAACUGAAUUGAAUAAUUCUGAUCGAAAUCUAUUUCGAAAAAUUUUAUAAUAUUUGUCCAGUAAACUGAAUCUCGUUGGUUACUCUAUAUUCUUUGAAGCCUAGGAAGAAACAAGUAAUUAUUACACAUCUCGAAUAGAAAGCGCUCGUAGUCGAUUUGAUAAGAUAAGCUGUAAUUGUCUAAUUUUAGAAUAAAAUACAACAUCGAUAUUUUUUAAGGAUAUAUAUAUUCUCGUGUUGUUUUAUUAUUCGGUUCUGUCAGUAUUUAUUAGAUUAAUACGUGUUACCCCUAACAUGUGUGAGUAAAGGAAAUAUUGUCAAAAUUAUAGAAAUGAUAAGACCAAUAAGAUUCGUAUUUUAUCA